GUCCGACCGGGACCCUGCAGACUCACUGAGCUAGUUCCUGCAGCCGGCGCCAGUCCUGAUUGGCGCUCGCGGCCGGCCUGAGUCGCUCACCUGCCACUCCCAGCCAAUCCAGGCCACCAGAAUUGAGGCUGCCCGCACAGGAGGGGAGGAGGGGGGUGAUGCUGCGAGCCUGCGGCGGAGCUGCCCUCCCCGCGGAGUUCCCUCCCAGCCGGCGGCGCUCCGGAGAUUCGCCCCAGCGGCUGGCUAAGCUUCCCGCGCCCCUCCGCUCACCGCCCCGCUCGUCGGGAUUCGCGCCCGGACGGCGUCCCCUGCUGCCCGCACUGGCCGUGCCCACUGCUUCCCACGGCCCUCCCUAUCCCUUCCAAUCCCACGAAGGGAGUGGGUCCUGCCGGGGCAGAGUCUUCUAGACACGAUGUUCACCUCUAAGUCCAACUCCGUGUCGCCAUCGCCGUCCCUGGAGCAGGCCGACGCGGACGCGCUGGACAUCAGCACCAAAGUGCAGCUCUAUGGGGUUCUGUGGAAGCGGCCGUUCGGGAGAUCGUCGGCCAAGUGGUCCCGGCGGUUUUUCAUCAUCAAAGAAAGCUUUCUGCUUUACUACUCUGAGAGUGAGAGGAAGAGUUUUGAAACCAAUAAAUACUUCAACAUCCAUCCUAAGGGUGUCAUCCCACUGGGUGGCUGCCUGGUGGAGGCCAGAGAAGAGCCCAGUAUGCCCUAUGCCAUGAAGAUCUCACACCAGGACUUCCAUGGGAAUGUCCUGUUGGCUGCUGAGUCUGAGUUUGAGCAGACACAAUGGCUUGAGAUGCUUCAGGAGUCUGGGAAGGUGACCUGGAAAAAUGCCCAGCUAGGAGAAGCUAUGAUCAAAAGCCUAGAGGCACAGGGGCUACAGCUGGCUAAGGAAAAACAGGAAUAUUUAGACAAGCUGAUGGAGGAGACAGAAGAGCUGUGCCUUCAGAGGGAGCAGAGAGAGGAGCUUGAGCGCCUGAACCAGGUGCUGGAGGCUGAGAAGCAGCAGUUUGAGGAGGUGGUGCAAGAGCUGAAAGUGGAGCAGGAGCAGAUCAAGAGGGAGCUAGAACUCACGGCAAGAUGCCUCAAGGGUGUGGAGCAAGAGAAGAAGGAGCUGAGGCACCUCACAGAAUCCUUACAGCACACACUGGAGGAACUCUCCAUAGAGAAGAAGAAAACCCUAGAGAUGCUGGAGGAAGAUAAGAACCAGCCACAGCCCUUGACCAAUCAGAGUGAACAGCCACCAGCCACUGAUGGUCUCCAUAGCAACCUCAGGCAGAUCGAAGAGCGGAUGCAGGAGCUUUUGGCAGAGAAGCUUCUGGCUGAGAAGCGGAUGAAGGAGAAUGAGGAACGCUCACGGGCCCUGGAGGAGGAACGGGAGUUCUACUCAAGCCAGUCUCAAGCCCUGCAGAACUCGCUGCAGGAGCUGACUGCAGAGAAGCAGCAGGCUGAGCGGGAACUCAAGGCUGAAGUGAAAGUACGCAUGGACCUUGAGAGGCGGCUUCGGGAGGCAGAGGCGGCCUUGAGGAGCCUGGAACAAGGCCUCAAUUCCAAGGUUCGGAACAAGGAGAAGGAAGAGAGGAUGCGGGCUGAUGUGAGCCACCUGAAAAGGUUUUUUGAGGAGUGCAUCCGGAAUGCAGAGCUGGAGGCCAAGAUGCCAGUCAUCAUGAAGAACUCAGUGUACAUCCACAAGGCGGCCACUCGCCGUAUCAAGAGCUGCCGUUUCCAUCGACGACGGUCUAGUACUUCCUGGAAUGACAUGAAGCCAUCCCAGUCCUUCAUGACCUCCCAGCUAGAAGCCAACAACAUAGAGGAGCUGAAGGAGGUGGCCAAGCGGCUAAGCAGAGACCAGCGCUUCCGGGAAUCCAUCUAUCACAUCAUGGCUACCCAGCCUGGGGCCUCUGCACUUCCCCGGGGAGGAAAGUAAUGGGAACGCCUCCCCUACCUCCUGUCUUUCCUUGGUGGGGCAGCAGGGAGGUCUGAUUCCCCUUGGUCCUCUCCAGCAGAGCACUACUGGGAGAGGGGCACCCUCAUUCUCAAAGGAGGUAAUACCUCUCUGCCUCACCCGGAGCCCUGACCUUGGAGGUCAGAAGAGAGCGUUGGAAGAGAGCACUGGAUUCCCUGAAACUGGAGUCAUGGGUGGUUGUGAGCU
This is a messenger RNA of Rattus rattus (black rat), 2155 nucleotides long. RefSeq names its product pleckstrin homology and coiled-coil domain containing D1 (gene Plekhd1). The transcript is spliced from 13 exons. The record is from RefSeq and is a predicted model, not a curated record. The coding region runs from base 413 to 1930 and encodes 505 amino acids. NCBI's taxonomy places the organism in Eukaryota, Metazoa, Chordata, Mammalia, Rodentia, Muridae.